Entelurus aequoreus (snake pipefish) is the source of this 614-nucleotide messenger RNA. RefSeq names its product zinc finger, HIT-type containing 3 (gene znhit3). Gene Ontology annotation, biological process: maturation of LSU-rRNA from tricistronic rRNA transcript (SSU-rRNA, 5.8S rRNA, LSU-rRNA); box C/D snoRNP assembly; snoRNA localization. NCBI's taxonomy places the organism in Eukaryota, Metazoa, Chordata, Actinopteri, Syngnathiformes, Syngnathidae. The coding region runs from base 28 to 567 and encodes 179 amino acids. The record is from RefSeq and is a predicted model, not a curated record. Gene Ontology annotation, cellular component: nucleus; pre-snoRNP complex. Gene Ontology annotation, molecular function: protein binding. The transcript has 5 exons.
GUAAAGUCGACCGCAACAACCCAUGUAAUGUUUCCGGGUUAUGUGCGAGACUCCUCUCCUCUUCUUAGCGUGAACUGUACUACACAUUGCCCUUUUAAAGAAUCCUCUAUAUUUGCCAUGAUGCAGCUGUGCAGCGUGUGCAGCGAACAAAGACCAAAAUACAGAUGCCCAUCCUGCAAAAUAAGAUAUUGUUCCCUUCCCUGUUUCAAGAGGCAUAAAGACUCUUGUGUUCCUGUUAAGCAGCUGGAACCCACCGUGCCUGAAGCACAGGAUGCUGGGAAGACUGACACGUGGAAUGUGGACAAUAUUCUGCAGGAAGAUGACAUCCCUGAUAUAGUGCCUCCAGAGAGACUUCAGCUGUUGGGUCAGUCAGAAAAGCUGAAAGACCUCCUUAGUAACCCCCAUCUAAGACAGCUAUUACGGACCAUUGACAACGCAAACAACAAAGACGAGGCAAUGAAGGCGGCCAUGCAGGAGCCCCUAUUUGUAGAGUUUUCAGAUCAGUGUUUGAAGGUUGUAGAUAAAGAAGCUCAAUCACAGCAGGUCAGUGAGGAUAUGGACUGGUAAAUCUGUACUGUAUUUAUUGGAUUUUGUGUUGGGGAGCACAUUUGUAU